This is a messenger RNA of Cutaneotrichosporon cavernicola, 978 nucleotides long. RefSeq lists its product as uncharacterized. The coding region runs from base 1 to 978 and encodes 325 amino acids. Gene Ontology annotation, molecular function: coenzyme A diphosphatase activity. The transcript is spliced from 7 exons. Gene Ontology annotation, biological process: coenzyme A catabolic process. The record is from RefSeq and is a predicted model, not a curated record. NCBI's taxonomy places the organism in Eukaryota, Fungi, Basidiomycota, Tremellomycetes, Trichosporonales, Trichosporonaceae.
AUGGUCCCACCUAUCUCCGCGACUGAGGACCUGGCCAGCGGCGCGUCCAGCGGCGUCGCCACACCAACCCUGGCACCGCUGAAGCGCACCGCUCUCCCGACAGACCUGGCGGCGUUCGUUGUCGACGCCUCUAUGCCAAGGGAGUGGCCGAUCGGUCUUCCCCCGGCGGACGCGCUCACCCACCUGAGUGCCAAUAGCCGCACAUGCGUCGAGAACUUUGCCGCGCACACACCCGACGAACAGCCCGAAGUCGGGCAGGCGCGCCGUGCGGCGGUGCUCAUUGCUGUGUACCAACCGGAAGGUACAGAGGACCUGCGAGCGCUCCCUGGAGGAAAGGUGGACGAAGACGAUCCGUCGCCCGUAUUCACCGCCCGCCGCGAGGCCUUCGAAGAGGCAGGCUUGCCCCUAACGAGCCCUCAUGUUCACGUCCUGACUAUGCUUGAACCCGUACUCACUGUACUCCCCAUGAACGCACACCUGAAGAACCACAUUGUCGUCACGCCUGUCGUCGCAUUCAUCUCAGACCCUGCACUUGUGACCACACUCCGGCCCAACCCCGAGGAAGUGGAGUGCAUUUUUGACCAUCCUCUCAAGGCGAUUCACACCGGCGUCGUCGACGGUGAGCUCGCUGAGAACCUAAACUUGACCGACACGAACUGGUGGCCCGGUCCAACCGAGUUUCAUUCACUAGAGGAUGUCACCGGUUCGACUGGCUCGUACAGGAUGCACCGCUUCCGUACCCGCCACACACCCAUUCGCGGGUUCACGUCCGACGUUCUCAUCCGCGCGGCGGCGGUGGGUUUCGACAACGAGCCAGAGUACGGACAUUACGCACCUGACCAGUCCAGCUGGUCCGAGUCGAUCGACCGUGUCGUCCAGGGCCUCCCAGCCGCGCUGGCAGAGCCCGACAUGGGUGAGCGGCGACUGGAGUGGCGCACAGCGACCGGCGUGCGUGCCAGCGGGCAGCGUAUCGAAUAG